Messenger RNA from Macrosteles quadrilineatus (aster leafhopper), 2589 nucleotides. RefSeq lists its product as uncharacterized. NCBI's taxonomy places the organism in Eukaryota, Metazoa, Arthropoda, Insecta, Hemiptera, Cicadellidae. The coding region runs from base 1 to 792 and encodes 263 amino acids. The transcript is spliced from 8 exons. Gene Ontology annotation, biological process: positive regulation of epidermal growth factor receptor signaling pathway; signal transduction; positive regulation of fibroblast growth factor receptor signaling pathway. The record is from RefSeq and is a predicted model, not a curated record.
AUGGGACUCUGGGAAGAUAAGAUAGGUAGCAAAAUGCUGAGGAAUGACCAUGAGUGGCUGAAUGUGUUAACAAACUACAGUAAAGCAACGACAAUCAAGGUGUACGCUCGGUGUUUGCGGCCUGACAUAGAGUACAAAACUCUGGGCAUCACUUACCAGACGACAUGCCGAGAGGUGGUGCAAUCGCUUCUCAACAAAUACCGGAUGAGACAUCGGGACCCCAACCUCUUCUAUCUCACCAUGGAAGUCACUGUCAGGAAAGCAGGUGUCCGAACUGUGCUGGUGUUGGAUGAAGAAGCCAGACCAGCAGCAUUACAGUCUUGUCAACCUAGAGGAGACUCCAGAUUUGCUCUACAGACCAGGAAAGGAGGGCUUGUCAAGAUCUAUGACAGUGCUUUGAUGCCUGGAUCUCAGUACAAAUCGCUUCUGAUCUCGUUCAGAACGACUGUAGACGAGCUGAUCCAGAUCCUAUUGAACUGCUACAACAGCAACGAGCGAGUUGAACAGUUCUCACUCUACGAGGUAUGUAAGAGCCAAGAAUCGCAACGUAAGCUUCACCCAGACGACAGACCUCUGGAGGUACAACAAAGAUGGCUGCCUGUACACGAGUACCACUUUCUCAUCAGACGCAACAUCGACUACAAGUCUCGAAGCACCAGAGCCAAGGUAGUCGUACCUUGGACUCCAAGCCUCUCUCUGCCUUGCACCCCUCGGCAGUCACUGUCUCUCUCAUCUCCCAACACUUCUCACUCCCACUCUCACGAGUACGAGAACAACUACUUCUACAUCUAAUCAGUCAUGUUCGAGAAUCAUCUAGUUACGAUUGGCUGUGAGGGAGUGAAACAAAGGGAGGAAUGGUUUCAUAGCCACGAGUUGAGUUUGAGUUUGAGCACCAAGGUUCAAUGUUCUGAGUUCCUGUUACGUUAUCAAUAUCAAGACUUUAUUCAUGCACCAUACUUAGACAUACUUACUACAUUGUGUAUUGACUAUCCAAACUCUUAUAGUUCAUUGUAUUUAUCAUUAAUAAUUAUUUUAGCGACUAUAGUUGUGGUGGUUUAAUAUUUGUCACAUAACUUGAUGUUGGUAGUCUUAUUCACUUCGGCAGACAAGUUGAGAAAUUGCGUUGAAAAUUUCAAUGGAUUAUUAUUUUAAAUUUGCAUGUGCAGUUCAUUAAUAAUGCACAUGUUACUGUAAGGUCAGAUAUACUAUUUGUAAUUUUGAAAACAAAAAUUGUUAGGUUACAAUUACAAAUUUAAACAAUAUUAUAUGAGUGUUAAAAAUAAGGGAAUCAUAUUGUGUGUGAGUGUUUUGUCAAAUAUUUUGUUAUUUUUGUAAAACUAGAUUGUGUAAAUAUUGUAUAUCUUUAUUUCUGUUGCUACGAACCCAAAGAGAGAUUUAUUGAGAAAAAUUUUAAUUUAUUAUUCAACCUAUGUAUAAAUUUGUGGAUAGAACUAAUGUUACAUUCUUAACCUUUUUCAUACUUUACAUAUCAUUUGCUUUUUGCGUUUUUAGUUUCUUUUGAAAGCUAUUUUUCUUUGGCAUGUUGACAUAAAAUAGUAAAUCUCAAUAAUAACUUGCUUUUGUUUAAUUAUAAUCCAAUUCCAUUUUUGAAUUCUAAGAAAUUGAAAGUUGUAUUGGAAGUUGUGUAACUGUUCACUUUAUAUAUAAUUUUGCGUGCAAUGAAAAAAAUUAAAUUCAUAAUAAUUUUAUUUAGUUACCAGUCUUGAUUGAACGAGACCAAUUUAUGUGUGUUGUUAUUGACUGAACCUUAACACUGUUUAAGGCCUACCAUGACAUAAUAAUAACCUUAAGUGUAUUUAAAUGUUUAUAUUGUAUUAUUGUAUGUAAAUAAUAAGUUUAGUAUGUGUUUUGUUAAUUUUAUUUUUAAUGGAUAGUAUAAGCGUCUGAACUUGAUGCUUCUUAUAGACAAUCCAAAAUGUCUUUUUUGUCUGCUCCAUUUCAUCAGUGUUUGAUUAUAAUAAUUUUGGUGUGUCUGCACUGUCAUUUUCAAUCUAUUUUUGGUGCAGAAAAUAUAUAUGUAAUACAUAUAUUGUACACUUUAACUGAAGUUAGUGUAAUUACUAAGUUCAAUAAUAAAAAAAAAACUUAGGCCUAGUUGUGUUUGGAAAAGAUAUUCUUAAAGUUUAAGAAGUGAAGUGUUUGUAAAUCUACUCACAAUUUGAAUAAAGUUACAUUGUUGGAUUAUACUUUUGUUUGGGCUUAUAUCAAAUGAUCAGAUACUUGGUUCAAUUUUUAAUUGUGAAAUAGUUGGAUAAAAAGUUAAACUUAAACACAACUUAAAAAGGUAGGUAUAAACUUAUUGAAAUUAAACGAAAAGAAAUUGUGUGUAGCUAUUAAAAAGUCAAUUUACUUGUUUAUAUUGGUGAGAUACAUUUUAUUUACAAUGUAGCUGUGCUAUAUCACAUAAAAUGUUAUUUAAAAGAUUUUAAAUUAUGCAAUAUUGUUAAAAUGAGAACUAUUUAAAUUAGUUUAAGUUAUGUUUUUAUACCAAAGAUACUACUUUAUUCUAAGCAGCCGAAUCAGUUUGCUUUUUCUUGUGAAUACUAUUUUGUAUUAAAUAAAUGUAUG